Molecule: messenger RNA, 210 nt
Organism: Eruca vesicaria subsp. sativa (arugula)
Lineage: Eukaryota; Viridiplantae; Streptophyta; Magnoliopsida; Brassicales; Brassicaceae
Source: the annotation of a GenBank genome assembly
AUGGAGGUCUGCUUGAAGCAUAAGAACGGAUAUGCACAUUACGUGGAACGGAUUAACCAAUAUUUUGGUUACAAAAACAACAAAAAGGGACUUAAGCAUCUCAGGACCUACGCAUACAACAACUGCCGUCAAGCUAUCUACUUAUAUGCUAUUCUUUUGUUGUCCACUGGCAAGCCUACCGAAGGUAUGAGGUAUAUGGAUCGUCUUUAA